Linum tenue is the source of this 1796-nucleotide messenger RNA. The record is from the annotation of a GenBank genome assembly. Lineage: Eukaryota; Viridiplantae; Streptophyta; Magnoliopsida; Malpighiales; Linaceae.
ACUUUUUUGGGCUCGGAUUUGGCGAAAGGAAUGAGAGGAAGAUAUGGAAUACGUAUCAUGGCUGAACCCCACAAAACGACUUGCGACUUAUCCAACACAGAUCGAUCUCUCCCCGCCAAGCUUCUUCCCUUCCCUACUUUUCCCCUCUGCUUGGUCCUAAAUUCUCCCACUCUGUUCUCUUCUUCAAGAAUUACACACUCUAAACUAUGGAACUAGCUUGGAAAACCAUUUGCUUGCCUCGGGAUGAAGUUCUGGGCGUCUCCUACACUGGAUCAGGAUUUGCAAAUGGUGAAAUAACCUACGGGAGAAGGGCCAAGGGGCGCCAUUUUCGCGGUUUACUUGUGAUGAUGAGAAUUUCACAGCAUAGCAGGAAUCCUGGACACUUUCAUUUGGCAAGGUCUUGUAGAUUGGAUACCGAAGUGGUAGUUAAUGGCACAAAUCAGCUGCUCCAAUGGAGAAAGAAGCUCGCUUCAUGUUCUAGUAGCACCAGUACGACCAUACUCAAGGUGAAACAGAUACUAUCAAAUGUCUCGAAACGACAGUACUUGGAAGUCUUGGGAAUAUUAGCGUUUUCAUUGUUGGUCAUUCCAUCUUCAGCGGAGGCAGUCGAUGCUCUCAAAACUUGUGCUUGCUUGUUGAAGGAGUGCAGGCCAGAAUUUGCCAAGUGCAUCUCGAAUCCCUCAUGCGCCGCCAAUAUUGCUUGCCUUCAGACCUGCAAUAACCGGCCCGAUGAAACUGAAUGCCAGAUCAAAUGUGGGGACCUGUUUGCAAACAGUGUUGUGGAUGAGUUCAACGAGUGUGCAGUCUCUCGAAAGAAGUGUGUGCCUCAGAAAUCUGAUGUUGGAGACUUUCCUGUCCCUGAUCCGGCAGUGCUUGUCAAGAACUUUAACAUUUCUGACUUCACAGGGAAAUGGUUCAUCACCAGUGGUCUAAACCCUAGCUUUGAUGUUUUUGAUUGCCAAUUGCAUGAGUUUCAUACCGAAGGCGACAGACUUGUGGGGAACAUAUCAUGGAGAAUAGGGUACCCAGAUGGAAGCUUUAUUACCCGGAAUGCAGAGCAGAGGUUUUCGCAAGAUCCAAUGCAGCCCGGUGCACUCUACAACCAUGACAAUGAGUACCUUCACUAUCAAGAUGACUGGUAUAUCCUCUCUUCAAAGAUUGAGCAGAAAGCUGAUGACUACGUAUUCGUGUACUAUCGGGGAAGGAACGAUGCAUGGGAUGGCUAUGGAGGUGCUGUUGUCUACACAAGGAGUGCAGUCUUACCAGAAAGCAUUGUACCAGAGCUCGAGAGAGCAGCUAAGAGUGUUGGACGAGACUUCAGCAAAUUCAUUAAAACCAACAACACCUGCGGUCCCGAGCCUGCCCUUGUUGAGAGAUUGGAAAAGACAGUUGAAGAAGGAGAAAAGACCAUCAUAAGAGAGGUUGAAGAAAUAGAAGAACAAGUCCUGGAGGCCGAAAAGACCGAGCAGACUUUAUUCCAGAGAUUGGCAGAGGGGUUUAAAGAGCUCCAGCAGGAUGAAGAAUACUUCUUGAGAGAGCUAAGUAAAGAGGAGAUGGAUUUAUUGAAUGGGCUCAAAAUGGAAGCCAGUGAACUGGAGAAACUCUUUGGAGGUGCUCUGCCAUUGAGGAAGUUGAGAUAGUAGUUCUCACAUUCAUUUUCUAUAUUCAUCCCCCACAAGCCUCCAUAGUUCAUACUAUAUUCACAUUUCUUCGAUUCACUAGGAAGCAUCCUAAGGAGGCUCGCUGUCCAUUGGACAGGGAAGUGUAUGUACAAGUCAUCAAACUUUUCAUCUUAA